This is a messenger RNA of Glycine soja, 414 nucleotides long. RefSeq lists its product as uncharacterized. The transcript is spliced from 5 exons. NCBI's taxonomy places the organism in Eukaryota, Viridiplantae, Streptophyta, Magnoliopsida, Fabales, Fabaceae. The record is from RefSeq and is a predicted model, not a curated record. Bases 1 to 414 code for a protein of 137 amino acids.
AUGCAGAGUUCAAAACGCGAUGUCUAUCUUGGGGCCUACCUGAAUGGCGAACACUGGCAGAUGGUGGCCAUUGUGCCCAAGGAACACCGAGUUGUUUGGUUUAGUUCAUUGCAUAUUAGGCUAGACAGCUACCUUAAGGAAAUAAUUAACAGUGCUUUAAAAGGUCUUGAUGAUGCUCCACAGCCUAAAUCAAAGGUUCCUGCUAGGUGGAUUAUCGUCAAGUGUAAUAGACAAAAAGGAAGUACUGAGUGCGGCUAUUGUGUCAUGCAAUGGAUGUCCACCAUUAUUUUAGGAAGUUUCAGGAAUAACUGGGAAGCGUAUUUUAACGAUGCUAGACCAUUGGAGCCAGAGAGAUUAAAGGCGUUGCGGAUCCAAUGGGUACAGUAUUAUCUUCGAGUUAAAGAUCAGAGCUAG